CUUGGCUUCCACCAGUUUUCCCCUGUGCGCAAUGGCUUCUAACGAGGAAUUCUACGUUCGUUACUACUCAGGACAUAAGGGUCGUUAUGGCCACGAGUUUUUGGAAUUUGAAUUCCAAGACGAUGGUCUCUGUCGAUACGCCAACAACUCAAACUAUCGAAAUGACAGCAUGAUUCGAAAAGAAGUGUACGUAAGCCCCGCCGUGUUGCAAGAAUUGAAGCGUAUCAUCAACGAGAGCGAAAUCAUGAAGGAAGACGAUUCACAGUGGCCGCAAAAGAACGUGGUUGGUAGUCAGGAAUUGGAAGUGCGCAUCGGCAACACUCAUAUUUCCUUCGAGACAUCCAAACUGGGCUCCUUAAUGGAAGUACAGGAAAGUCAAGAUCCCGAAGGUCUGCGUAUAUUUUAUUACUUGGUGCAGGAUUUGAAGGCCUUGGUGUUUUCGCUGAUUACACUCCACUUCAAGAUUAAACCUAUCAAUUAGAAAUAUUUUGUACGGAAAAAAGAGGCAAAAAAGAAAAAGAAUGUAGCAUGGACGGACGC
Molecule: messenger RNA, 540 nt
Organism: Radiomyces spectabilis
Lineage: Eukaryota; Fungi; Mucoromycota; Mucoromycetes; Mucorales; Radiomycetaceae
Product: mago nashi-like protein 2
Exons: 6
Coding region: 32-481 (149 amino acids)
Biological process (GO): RNA splicing
Cellular component (GO): exon-exon junction complex; nucleus
Source: RefSeq, a predicted model, not a curated record